Messenger RNA from Carica papaya (papaya), 2351 nucleotides. Its product is annotated as flavodoxin family protein / radical SAM domain-containing protein. Gene Ontology annotation, molecular function: catalytic activity; 4 iron, 4 sulfur cluster binding; FMN binding. The record is from RefSeq and is a predicted model, not a curated record. Gene Ontology annotation, biological process: wybutosine biosynthetic process. Lineage: Eukaryota; Viridiplantae; Streptophyta; Magnoliopsida; Brassicales; Caricaceae.
UUUGGGCCCAAAAGCUUCAGUCGAAAAUUACUGUACCGCCUUUUUCUUCUUCGAUCUUGGCUCUUCCUCGACUCCUUCUCUGGUCGGUUCCGCCAUGAACCCAGAUUCCUGUUUUCUUCAGUUCCAUGCGCGCUAAAUUCCCCUGCUUUCCUUAAAUUUCUCUAACUAUUCCUCACAAUGUCUUCCUACUCUGUCCCAGCUCGCCUUACGCUCCUCGCUCUCCUCUCUGCCACCACCUUCUACUGCUUCUACAAAUCUCGCAGGCUCAAGGGUCUCAAAAACCUCUCCGUAAACCCUAACCCUAAUUCUAAGUCCAAAUCUAAUUGCUGCUCCUCCCCCAAGGCAAAGAUCAUUUUCAUUUCUCAAACUGGCACCGCUAAGUCCCUAGCUCAUCGUCUCCUCGCAUUUCUCUCUUCCAAUGACCUCGCCUUUGAUCUCGUUGAUCCCCAAAGUUACGAGCCCGAGGACCUCGCUAUAGAAACUCUCGUUCUGUUCGUUGCUUCCACUUGGGAAAGUGGAAAACCGCCGCCAAACGGGGAGUUCCUGGCGAACUGGCUAUCCGAGAGCGCAGAUGAUUUCCGGGUCGGCUCGCUGCUGCUUUCGAAGUGCAAAUUCGCAGUUUUUGGAGUGGGGAGCAGAGCCUACGGAGAUACGUACAAUGCGGUGGCAAGGGAUUUGUCGAAGCGAGUGAGGGAGCUAGGAGGCGUCGAGAUUUUCCCGGUUGGGGAAGGCGACGUGGAUGAUGGUGAACUGGAUAUAGUUUUUGAUGAAUGGAGUAGAAAAGUUGUUAGUGUUUUGAAGGGGACUCUUGUGUUGGAGAACGGUGCGGUUUUAGGGAAUGGGAUUUGGGAAAUUGAUGGUGAGAGUAUUGAGGAUUCGGGUGAUGACGAUGAGCAGAGCCUUGUGGAGACGGAAAUCGUUGAUGUUGAGGAUAUUGCUGGCAAAGCGCCUUCAAGAAAGAUGGCUACGGCAAAUGUGGCUGAAACUAAUGGGAAAAUUGACGGAAAGAGAGCUAUGGUGACUCCGGUGAUCAGGGCGAGUUUAGAGAAGCAGGGAUAUAAAAUUAUUGGUUCACAUAGUGGUGUUAAAAUUUGUAGAUGGACCAAAUCACAACUUAGAGGCCGAGGAGGUUGCUACAAACAUUCAUUUUAUGGCAUAGAGAGCCACAGAUGCAUGGAGGCAACACCUAGUUUGGCAUGUGCAAACAAAUGUGUUUUCUGCUGGAGGCAUCAUACAAAUCCAGUUGGAAAGAGUUGGCAGUGGAAGAUGGAUGAUCCGUUAGAGAUUGUCAAUUCUGCCAUAGAUCUUCAUACAAAGAUGAUUAAGCAAAUGAAAGGUGUUCCAGGUGUUACAAUGGAGCGUUUAACAGAAGGUCUAUCUCCAAGACACUGUGCUUUAUCACUUGUUGGUGAACCAAUCAUGUACCCAGAGAUUAAUGCACUUGUAGAUGAGCUGCAUCGAAGGCGAAUUUCUACAUUUCUAGUGACAAAUGCACAGUUCCCUGAAAAAAUUAAAAUGCUGAAGCCAGUCACACAGUUAUACGUGAGUGUGGAUGCUGCAACUAAGGAGAGCUUGAAGGCUGUAGAUAGGCCUCUCUUUGGGGACUUUUGGGAGAGAUUUAUUGAUUCUUUGAAAGCUCUUAGGGAGAAAGAGCAGCGAACAGUUUAUCGCUUGACGCUGGUUAAAGGAUGGAAUACAGAAGAAAUAGAUGCUUACUUUAACCUGUUUAGCAUUGGGAAGCCAGAUUUUGUUGAAAUCAAAGGCGUAACUUAUUGUGGCUCGUCUGCUACAUCGAAGUUAACAAUGGAAAAUGUGCCAUGGCAUUCUGAUGUUAAAGCUUUUUCAGAGGCCUUGGCCUUGAAAAGUGAAGGGGAAUAUGAGGUUGCAUGUGAACAUGCCCACUCAUGUUGUGUGCUCUUGGCAAAAACUGACAAGUUCAAAGUCAAUAAUCAAUGGUUCACAUGGAUAGAUUAUGAAAAGUUCCACGAUCUGGUGGCUUCUGGAAGACCUUUCAGCAGCAGGGAUUACAUGGCUGCCACGCCAUCCUGGGCUGUCUAUGGCGCUGAGGAAGGUGGAUUUGAUCCGGAUCAGUCUAGGUAUAAAAAGGAGAGACGUCAUAAAUCAAAUCACUGACCCUCCAGGUAAGUAAAGAGACCCGAAUGGGAAAUUUCUGCAGUUUUGUUUAUACCAGGGGCUAGGUAACUUGUUGAGAUAAAUUUGUAUCCCUCGCAUUUUGGUCUUUUGGUUGUAAAGAAAAUGUUUUGACGGCAUAGGGUUUUUUUUUUCAAAAAAAUUCUAAGUUAUAAUCAUGUUUUGCAAAAUUAUAGAUGUCAAUCACCUGGGGGUCCAAU